Aspergillus pseudonomiae is the source of this 2421-nucleotide messenger RNA. Its product is annotated as ankyrin repeat-containing domain protein. Gene Ontology annotation, molecular function: protein binding. The record is from RefSeq and is a predicted model, not a curated record. Bases 35 to 2245 code for a protein of 736 amino acids. Lineage: Eukaryota; Fungi; Ascomycota; Eurotiomycetes; Eurotiales; Aspergillaceae. The transcript has a single exon.
GGGAUACGCUGGGCUCGCUGCGGCACUUGAUCGGAUGGCGAAAGGGAGAUCAGUGGCUGGAAUCAACAAGGCGAAGACACUAGAGCGCGGGAUCGCCGAGAUGAAGCAACCAUCGCAGGCCGUAAAGGUAGCGCCCGCUGGGCCUCCUCCCUCGGUGCCUGUUCCACCAGUACCCCCGAAACCCUCAUUCAGCAAGGACGAUGUCAGCAGAGAUGCCGGCCUGGGCAGUCCGGGCAGAACAUUGGUCGACUCAAUGCCGGAAACCAUGUCAUCUGUCCUGUCACUGGAUUCCCUCUCGUUAUCGAGCUCUCAGCAUGGGAGAGAUCUAGAGCUAUCACAGACCAGGACUCGUACUACAAACAGUAUCCGAGAUGAUCAUCCCCACCUCCAGAGCCCUUCGGCAUCCACUCUAGCUCAGGAGAUAGAGACCAAUGCUAGUUCUGUUCUGCCGAGCAAGGCAUCACACCGAAAACAUGAUCUACCUCGCAUGCCGCAACGGACGCCGAGUAAUACUAGUGCUGCGAAUGUCGGUCACCUGAAGAAUGCUUUAGCAUCUGCCGUGCGAGCGAGAAACCAUCAAUUAAUGGAACAGCUCCUGGAUAGUGGCGUAUCACCGGACAUGGGGGAGAAUACACAUCCCCUGAAUGAAGCGAUUCUGCACCGUGAUAUCGAAGGGAUGCGUCUGCUUCUGGCCUUUGGAGCCAACCCGGAUGCACCGGACCAAGAAGGAAAGUCACCACUCUUCUCUGCAGUGGAAGGAUCAUUCAUGGAUGGUGCAACCUUACUGUUAAAGUACCGUGCCGACCCAUGUCUCAUGGCCGGAUCCGAGCUCGAGUCUCCACUUGGUUUGUGCAUCACGAGCCUUAAGACGGGUCUCGUCCAUGUCCUACUCGCGCAUGGGGCAAAUCCCAAUCAUGAGAUGAGAAAUGGCAGCACAGUGCUCAUCGAAGCUAUCCGGAGGAAGGCUCCUCAACGACUAGUCGAUCUGCUCUUGGAUGCCGGUGCAGAUGCAAACUUGAAAAACCGGGAAGGGAAGUCGGCGUUGUUUGAAGCCGUUCAGACCGACCAGGUGACGGUCGUGACAACACUCUUAGACCAUGGGGCGAAUCCAAACCUCCCUGGACCGGAACAUGUGCUCUGGUCAGCCAUCUAUCGGCCAGCCUGUUUGCGAAUCCUGAUGGCCCGUGGAGCCGAUGUCCGAAAGACCCCAGGUAUUAUGGAGCAGGCAACAGGCAUCAACAACAUUGAUUCCGUGCGAGUUCUACUACAAACUGGCGUUGACCCCAACUCUAAGAAAGAUGGAAUUUAUACUCCAUUAUGUUCCGCCAUCCGAGACGAUCGUGGAGAUAUUUUUGCGCUUUUGCUGGCUAACGGCGCCAACCCCAAUGUUAUGGCAUCCGAGUAUCCUGCGUGGAAAUGUGUUACUCACUUCCGGACACAUCUCCUCCCGGAUCUAGUCGACGCCGGCGCAGACCUCCACCAGCCACCGGGCAUUGUCGAAAUGGCCGUGCAAGUCAACAACGGAGAGGCCGUGCAGUGGCUCCUGGAGCACGGAGGCGCGAAUCCGAACGAUCGCAAUGGCCAGGGACACACAGCACUCACAACGGCGAUUCGGGAUAACCGCGUCGAUCUCCUGACUCUCCUGCUGGCGCAUGGAGCGGAUCCUAACCAGCGUGGUCAAGACUGGCCCGUGUGUAUGGCCGUCCGGUCUCCAACACUCCUGCAACAGAUCCUCCCCGCCGUGACAGACCUGUCGGCACACAAAGGCGUCAUGGAGAUGGCCGUGUUGGCGAACCAGCUAGAGAGUAUCAAGUUGCUGCUCGCUGCGGGUGCCAGCGUCGAGUACAAGAACGGCGGUGUUUUCUCCCCGUUAACGACUGCGCUGCGCGAGGGCCACGAAGAUAUUGUGCGGUUCCUGCUGAAUGAAGCCGGCGCAGACCCCAAUGCGCCUGGUGAGCAUCUUCCAAUUGUCAAGGCAGUCCGCAGAUGCCACGAUGGGGACUUCAAAAUGAUCGAAUUGCUGCUCGAGAAGGGCGCAGACCCGAACAUAACUUAUCGGGACUGGAACGCGGUAAUGGAGGCCAUCGAGAACCGAGACCUGAGGCUCCUUCAACUUCUGGCAGAAAAGGGUGGAGGCGUCGAUCUUGAAAAGCAAGAUGAGACUGGCAAGACAGUAAUGCAGAUGGUGGAUGCAUCUGGUUGGAGUGAAGCAACACAGCUUCUACUCGACAAUGCGCGCCGAUGAGGAGGUUUUAAUGGCUGAGACUAUAUACCCAAUUUUCCUUUGUCUAUACCGAAAGAUAAUUUGCCAGAGAGGAUAUUUGAAGUAGUUGACUUCGUACCAAGUCAACGUCCGAGGAACCAUUUCUACGAGGCUGCCAUGGAAGAAGGUCAGUGAAGACCAAACACCGAUGCGUUUGC